AAGCCGCAGGCUUGUGGUACAAAAAAGUGCAAACCACAAAGAAUUGAUUCUCAUAACUUUAAAACCUUAAUUUAAGCUGUAUUUAAGUCACUUUGUGAAAUAUUUAAUAAUAGUACAGAUAAAUAGAAAGAAAUCCUACCUGAUUUCACUGUAAGUAAUAAAAUAUAAGUACUGGAAGACGAUGAAUAUUGAAGACGAAGAUUUAGGAAGUGAUUCAGAUUCGGACGAUGGUGAUUACUGUCCAGUUAAUGACAGUGGAAGUGAAUCUAUUGAUGAGAAAGAAGAAUUAAAUGAGAACAAUGUAGGAACAACAAAACCCACCAAAAAGAAGCGUAGAAAAGGAAGGAGAACAAGGAACAAGCAGGUUGAUGAUGAAAAUGAGGAAGAAGAAAGGCAAACAAUCAAGACUGUUCAAGAUCCUGAGAAAGAAAAAGAAAGAGUUGACGCAUUAUGGGCAGAUUUUUUGAGCGGAACUGAAAUCCCACUUGAAAAGAAAGAAACAACUUCUACAAAAUCGUCUACAUCCAAAACAGACAUUCCAAAAAUACAGAAACUAAAACCAGCACCAGCACCAAAGGUUUUUGAGUUUGCUGGCGAAACCAUAGAAGUAUCACAAAAUGACACGGAAAAUUCGACGAGCUCUAUUAAUCCCAUAAAGCCGUCUACAGGUCAAACAAACUCUUUGGGCAUUAAGAGACCAAGUACAGGAGGAUUAUCAUCAGUCUUGGAUCAAUUCUCUAAAAAGAACAAAUUAAGUGUAUUGGAGAAAACAAAACUCGAUUGGGAUGGUUUCAAAAGUAAAGAAGGUAUUAAUGAGGAACUCAAAACUCACAAUCGUGGACGACAAGGAUUCCUAGAACGCCGUGAUUUCCUGGAACGAACAGAUUUCAGGCAGUUUGAAAUUGAAAAGAGUUUAAGAACAACAUCCAAACGUAAAACAAAUGAAAAGUGAAACAUUGCUUUGUGGAUGCAAUGUUUUUGUUAAAGCAGCAAGGAUCAUUUGAAAAACAAUAAAGUGAAGCAUUGAAAAAAUACUUAUACCUGUU
This is a messenger RNA of Chironomus riparius, 1046 nucleotides long. The record is from the annotation of a GenBank genome assembly. Lineage: Eukaryota; Metazoa; Arthropoda; Insecta; Diptera; Chironomidae.